Molecule: messenger RNA, 5431 nt
Organism: Epinephelus fuscoguttatus (brown-marbled grouper)
Lineage: Eukaryota; Metazoa; Chordata; Actinopteri; Perciformes; Serranidae
Gene: ttll5
Product: tubulin tyrosine ligase-like family, member 5
Exons: 32
Coding region: 200-4117 (1305 amino acids)
Biological process (GO): microtubule cytoskeleton organization; protein polyglutamylation
Cellular component (GO): cilium
Molecular function (GO): tubulin binding; tubulin-glutamic acid ligase activity
Source: RefSeq, a predicted model, not a curated record
CUCUGUUGCUACUCAGUUGUUGUAGUUACCAGGAAGAUUAACCGCGAUGAUCAACUGGCCCUGGCGAAACCAGCUAGCUAGCAGUUAGCAAGCUGUCAAAGAUAAAGGUGGAGGUGGUAGCGUUAGGUGCCAUGGUAAAGCCUAGACACUUGAUCCCAGGAAGAUUUCACCUGGCAGCUCGUCCCCUGUUCCUGUGAAGAUGCCUGCUGUGAUCCGCGAUAAGGAGGACUCUGAAUCCUCCUCCGAGGACGAGCAUGAAGAUCAUCCCUGCAUUGCCUGGAGUGGCCUCAGCAAGACCAUCCCAGUUCUCUUGUUUUACCCUGAAGCUGCAGUUUCAAAAGAUGGGAAUAUCUGCUCUGCUGGAGAGCGAUAUAACAUGGCCUUUAAGAUUGUGCGCACAGAGAGCCGCCUGGUACGAGGACUACUCACCAAUCAUGGAUUCCAUGAGGUUCACCCAAACAGCAAUGACUUUAACCUCAUGUGGACAGGAUCUCACCUCAAGCCUUACAUACUACGCAGCCUUGAAGACUUCCAGAAGGUCAACCAUUUCCCCAGGUCAUAUGAAUUGACGCGCAAAGACCGUCUGUAUAAAAACAUCCAGCGAAUGCAGCAGACUCAUGGCUUCAAAAACUUCCAUAUCGUUCCUCAGACCUUUGUGCUGCCCUCUGAGUACCAGGAAUUCUGCAAUUGUUUCGCCAAGGACAAAGGACCCUGGAUUAUCAAACCAGUAGCAUCUUCCAGAGGGCGCGGCAUCUACUUGGUCAGCAAUCCGAAUCAGAUUUCAAUGGAUGAGAACAUUUUGGUGUCUCGAUACAUUAACAACCCACUACUGAUAGAUGAGUUCAAGUUUGACAUGCGGCUGUACGUGUUGGUGACAUCGUACGAUCCGGUCCUCAUCUACGUCUAUGAGGAGGGCCUGGCGAGAUUUGCCACUGUCAAGUAUGACCGGACUUCAAAGAACAUUAAGAACACGUUCAUGCAUCUCACUAACUACAGCUUGAACAAAAAGAGCAGCGAUUAUGUCAGUUGCGAUGACCCUGAAGUUGAGGAUUAUGGGAACAAGUGGAGUAUGAGUGCAGUGUUGAGGUAUUUGAAGCAGGAAGGGAAGGACACCACAUUGCUGAUGAGACAGGUGGAAGACCUCAUCAUCAAAGCUGUAAUAAGUGCUGAGCUGCAGAUAGCCACUGCCUGCAAGAUGUUUGUUCCACACAAGACAAACUGCUUUGAACUGUACGGUUUCGACGUGCUCAUUGACUCCAACCUCAAACCCUGGUUGUUAGAAGUGAACCUUUCUCCCUCCCUGGCCUGUGAUGCGCCCUUGGAUCUGAAGAUAAAGGCCAGCAUGAUUGCAGACAUGUUUUCACUUGUGGGCUUUGUGUGUCAGGACCCCCUGUCGAGACACCCACGCUCUGACCGAGUCACCUUGGAUCCUGGACCCAAGCAACGUACACAGAAACCACUUUCUGCACUGACAGCCACUGCACACAGCAGAAUGCGACAGAGGCCCACAUCAGCCAGUAACUCAGAAACAGAGGGGUCGAAAGACAAGCCAGGGCCUAAACAAGGCCAAGGAGACAGCACUCUGAGCUUGACUGCUGAGGAGAUCAAAGUGCUGAGGAGGAUAAAGGAAGAGUACGAGAGACGAGGAGGCUUCAUAAGGAUCUUCCCCACUGCAGAAACAUGGGAGCUCUAUGGUGGAUAUCUGGAGUCCAAGACAUCAAUGAACUACAUGUUGGCAAACAGACUUUUCCAUGGAAGGAAUGUGAAUGGGAAUGUGCAGCUGCAGGUGGACGCUGUCCACGGCUGUCACGUUGUCCAGUACGAGAGGAAGCUGCUGUCUCUGGAGGCACGUAAGAGGAGACAGGGCCACCUGACUCAUCGCUCUGCUGAAAGGAAGAAGAAAUCGGGGAAAGAAUCCAAGGCCUCCCCGACUGAGAGCAGCAGUCAGGAGGGAGAGGAGUGCGCUCAGGAGGAAAGAGAGGAGGUGAAACAAGCUCUCGAGCCAGUCUCACACAGGGCUUUGGUAGCAGAGCAAAGAAAACAAGUGGCCACACCACUGGAGCGCUGCCACGGCGAGACUCUGUCCAGCUCGGAGGCAACCACGCACAAUGCCAAGCCCAGAGUCAACCUGCUCAACAUCCUUCAGCAGGGGUGGGAGCUCAGUAAAGUACAGGCCCGGAUUGCCUUUUCCUCAUACCUGCAGCGAGUGCAGCAAAGACUGUUGGCAGAAAGCAGGGCCAACGCCAUCCCAGCUUGGCCAGACAAGGACAACGACCAAAUGGAGCUGGUGAUUCGCUUCCUGAGAAGAGCAGCCAGUAACCUUCAACAAGACAUAAAGGUGGUCCUGCCCAGUCGACAGCUUCCACUCCAAGACCGCAGACGCAUCCUGUCCCACCAGCUAGGAGAGUUUAUCCACUGUUACAACAAGGAGACUGAACAUAUGGUGAAAAAACAGGAGAGCAGCAAAGAGGAGCAUUGUGUCAACCCCAGUGUGUUUCAGGAGUACAUCACUGCGGCGAGUGAAAAUGAUCUGGAGGAAGUUCUGACAUUCUACACACAGAAAAAUAAAUCAGCCACAGUCUUCCUAGGAACAAAAGUCAGCAGCGUUAAGAAAGACGUUCAUGAAGUAAACGCCUCAGGAGAUUCAGGCAACUGUGAGAAUUCCAAAACUCUGCCUGUGGCCAAAGAGGAUUCCAGCGCUUCGGAGUCGUCGCUCUCCAUGGGGAAAGUCAGCAGUGACCCAGACAUCAAGGCCACUGAGAGUCAGCCUUCUGUCCGCGCUGAAGACCAACAGGCAGCAGUUAGAACUGGUAAAAUCCAACCGGAGGUCCAGGCCUCACAGCACUGCUCCAGCUUUCCUGUGACUUUAGAAUGCACUCAUAUUCAUCUGCAGCACUGUACCCCCGCCCCUACGUCCCUGCCUCUCCAUUGUCCGCCACCGCCGCCGCCUCUUCAGCCACCAUCCUACGCACAGUCCUUGGCUAAGUCUCAGUUCUGCCAUUCUGAGACUAUUUCCGACCCGCCUGCGUACAACCCUGCCCUCGUGGUCACACAGCCACCAAGGGCAAUGUGGACAGCUGUUUCCACUGGUUAUAACACAGUCUGCACGGGGCAGCCGACCCAGGUGCUCAGGAGGAUUCAGUCCUUUACAUCAUCGACGCCCAGCUCUGGAGCCGCCUCUUCCAUCCCAAGUGCCACGCACAUCUAUAGCCAGAAGCUCUCUAGACCUACCUCUGCAGGUCAAGUGAUCAAGAGGAGCAAUUCCAGUAAGCUGAAAUCAAACUCAGCAGGGACAUUAAAGGAGUUAAACUCCCUGUCAGCCCAAGCUCAGUCUAACCAGCAGGCCUUCAUCUCAGCCCUCCAAAAGCUGGCCGACAAGCAGGUAGCUCGCCACUAUGCCAGCUCCAGUCACAUCAACCUGCUGACACAACACUUGACCAACCUGAACCUGGCAAACAGGAUGCUGAGCAGGGAGAGUGCCACACUGAACCCUAAAAUGCGGCAUACUCCUGCUGCAGCCCAGGGACCACUGAAAGCCAUUCACUCUGGAACAGAUCUAUGUAGCAGCAUGAGCCACAGGCCACUGAAGGAUGAGGAGGGUCUUUGGGAUGGGCAGAUGCAGAGUGCCUACAGCUUGGUGACAGGGGUGAACCCCCUGCAGCGCUACCAGCCCACCCAGGGAAGCUACCAGCUUCAGUUUGCUAUCCAGAAACUGCAACAGCAAAGACUUCAGUCUCAACAAUUUCUGGACCAGAGCAAAUGCAGACACCAGGCUCAAUUUCCAGAGCAGACACAUACUUCACAUGCCCAGGCUCCCACGAACUCAUCCAGCUGCCCUCCAUCCAGCUUUCAUGUUCGGCCCAAUCACGGUCAUGUCCACAGCCACAUCCAAACCUGUGUUAGUCCUGCUCUCGCCCCAAAGCCGCCCAGCAGUGCCAGAGAGAGACAGACCAGGAAAACAGCAACAAAGCGCCUCAUCAAGCAGACGUCCGCAGAAAGUUCAGCCAGUGGAAGUGUGUCCAGUGGCCAGCAUGUGGUCUACAAAGCCAUCUGUGGUAAAACAGGUCUUUCUGUGUACCGCAAGCUGCUCCAGGGCCAGGAACCCGGUCACAGAUGACAUGAAAGCGACCAGAGGCACGUCCUGCCCCUUUGCCGGCCUGACAGGUGUCUCUGCAUGUAACUACAUCCUCACAGAGGUGUAUUCUGGGAAAGGACAACAGCAACAGAUGAAAGCAUGCCAGACAUCGAACAGGGUCCUAUUAAUUUCUCUCUGAUACAGCCGCAGACAUGUGAGAGGAUAGUCUGCAAGGCCAGGAAUGCCCAGCCUUGACGCAGGUUGGGAUUUUGUUUGCUCAGCUCAACAUCAGUUGGCCUUUUCAGCCCCCCCCCUCCACCCACUUGGCUACAUGCACACAUCCCAACAGUUGUCCGCCCUCAUUCUCUCCAUGCUACCGAUGCCACAGAAAGAUUUCACUGACAGAUAGCCUUCAGCAGAUGGCUCUUCAAUGCCCUGGUGGCAUUUUAACUACAGGAUUCAACAUUUUAUUCAUGUGGUAGAAUGUGCACUGCUUUUUUUCUCUUCCUUAGUUAUACAAGCAGGUGAGAUGGGGGUUUGGUAAUUAGUUGCCUGAGCAGCGUCUCAUCUUGCUGCCUUUCAUGAGUGGCUUCUGGCAUUAAAACACUCCAACUUCUGAUCCUUGUUGGAAGCCAAGUUGUUGCCAAAUAAUACUCUGUGGUCAUUGCCUAAGGAUGUGUUUAACUAUGGCAUCCUUUGCUUGUAGGCUUUAAAAAAGGAGCUUAAAUAUGAUUGGUUGUUGCAAGGAUGAUGCAACACUGUUGCCAGGAGGUUUAAGUUUUAUAUCGAGAAAACAGCUGGCUUGUGAUUAUUCCUGUAAACUGUUGAGAUGUUGGUGUUGUUCUCCUUGGAUGGACCAAAUGUAAUGUUUUUGGUUUUAUAAGUAAAUUAUUGCAUUAGUAUUUAUUUAUUGUACAUUGUCCACCGAAAGGCCUGUUUGGCCAUUUCUGUAGCUCAAAGCAUAACACAAAGAGGAAUUAUGGUUAUGCACAGCCUUGCCUACAAUGGAGGUUAAUGCUGCACCAGCAGACCAAUAUCCUGGUGGAUAUUCUGUUGCUUGGGACCAUAUAGCGAGUUCACUCAGGGUGUGUUAACAGAAUAAAAAAAAUCUCUGUUAUAUAUCAAUAGAUUCAGCAUAUGUUUAUGAUGACUUUGUCAGAAAUACUUGAAUGUCAUGCAUGUUUUUGUCAUAUCAAAUGGUGAUUAUUAUCAGAGGGAUUUUGCACAGAUUGUCGUUUCAAUGCAGUAAAACAGAACUGGAUUUUAUGUUAUUUUUUUGUAGUGAUUGAUGUUGUUGUGGAUUUACUGCUACUUUACUAUGCCAGUGCAUGCUGUGUUACAAAAAUCCAAUGGUAG